GUCACUUUAGUGACUAUAUAUGCGCGAUUAAUAAACAAAACAUAUUCUUUAUCUAAUUUAUAUAUAGGUUUUCAGGAAUGGAAAACUUCAAUUUUAAGUAAAAACGCUGUAUUUUUUAUCCAUUCUACUGUCAAGAGGCUUUUUGUUUUUUUUGUUGGGUGGGUUUUUUGUUGUUUGGGUGGGUGGGUUUUUUUUUGGUGGCCGGGUGGGUGCGUGGGUGGGUGGGGGUGAGGUGAAGCCAGAACGCCGGGGGUGAGGUGAAGCUAGAACGAUUAAAUUUCCAGGAUAUUCUUUGCUUGCAAAUGACCUCACUACGUGUCAUUAGGCGCCAUCUUGGUUGAUUUUAAAGUUUUGUCCAGCCGUUUACAUCGAAAUAGUUGAGUUACUUUAAUAUUUUUGAUUUAAUUGUUUUGAAAAAAUCUUACUACAUUAUGGAUAGUUUACAAUUUCUGGUACAAUACGCAAAGAAUGAAGAAUAUAUAUUUUUAGUUGCCACGAAAACCAACCAAGAUGGCGUCGAUUGCAAACGAGCAAUAUGGUUGGAUUAACCAGAUUAUGUUAGGUGGACAUUAACCAAGAAUUAUAUUCCUGGUUAAAUUUAAGCAAGAAUCCUGGUUAAAUUAGCCAGGACUAUUAUCACGUUAACCAGGAUUGUGCAUCGGCGUACCGGAAGGAAAAACAUACGGGGGCGGAAAGAAAUUUGCCCGACUUUUUGGGAUUGUGCCCGACUAGCACCUAAAAAAUUUUUUCCGGAAAAAUUAUUUCGGGGACCUCCCCCCCCGUCCCCCAAAAUUUUUCGGUCAGUGUACCAUUUUAGGGGUCAAAAAAUUUUUCCGGACAUACCAAAAUUUUUCGGAACGUCACACAAGUUUUCCGAACAACACAAAAUUUAGCACAAAAUUGACUGAAUUUUCGACAAAUUGACAGAAUUUGUCCCAUUUAUUUUUAUUAGAAACCAAAAUUGCCCGACUGUUGAUCGAAUAUUGCCCGACUGCCAAAAAAACUGGGGGGGGGGGGGGCUACGGCCCCCCGCCCAGUACGCCUAUGGGAUUGUGGUUAAAUUAAUCAGGGGCCGGUUGUACAAAGGCCGGACAGCGCUAUCCACUUGAUAGUCAAAUUUUCAAUCGGAAUAAGCGUUUACUAACAUAGAUAAUGAGUUAUAUGGUUAUUCUAAUGAGUUUCACAGCCAUCUUCUCUUCGAUUGGCUAUGAUCAGGCUUGAGGGUCAAAAAUCGCUAUCCGGUGCAUAGCGCUAUCCAGCCUUCGUACAAUCUGCCCCAGGAAAUUUAACCUCAAACAUUAAUUAAAGUUACCCCGAAUAGGGUUAAGUACUAUUUAAAACACGAGUAGGAGUGUUUUAUCAGAUAUAAAACGCGAGGCGCAGCCGAGCGUUUUAUGUCUGAUAUAAAACACGACAACGAGUGUUUUGAAUAGCUUAAAAUACGACUACAAAAGAAUACUAAUUAGGAUGGACCAUUAUAUAAUCAUACUAAUUGGGAGAUAUAAAGUCACUCCACGUGACAUAUUAUGACUGACAUGAUUUGCCGUUUAUGAAUUAUUAAUGAGUAUUUUAAUUAAUUUUAUGUCGGGUGAACCAGGAAAUUUUUAACUAGUUUUUAACCACACUUUUUCAGAGUGUACAACAAUACAAGAGCUAUAGUUUUAUAUCUUCUUUUUUCUCUUCCACAGGUAACUCGCCAGGCAUCAUUUUGAUAUUUAUCUGGUUAACCUUACUACUGUUCGCGCUAUUUUUACCAAGUGAUCUUGCAGAAAACUCCGGAAUUAAUGAGAGAUUGGUUAUUGAGGAGAAGAAUGACCAUGAUCCUGCCUUUUCUAAAUCAAUCGUUGACUAUAGUCAUAAUGGUUCUUCUCCCUCGGCGAUGGUUUGUGCAGAAACAUCCGACAAAGUAACUGCGGUGGUUGAAGAAGAUAGCGAGGAUGAUAUUAGAUUAUCUAAAUCAGUCGCUGAACCAGGUUGUCGUCCAUCCUCAAUGGUUUUUUGUCUAUAUUAUCUAAUUUGUUUAUCUUUGUUUGUCUAUAUGGUUAUUUCAUUUUAUGUUCCAUUGCUGGCGAAAUACCAUCUUGGAUUGGGACUUACUUAUGUGAAGUUAAUUUACGUUAACAGUUCUUUGUUCGUUUCCGUUUUAUUCUUCGCUACCUCUCUCUUCUUGGAAAAAAUCUCCGAAAACAGUUUUCUUUUUGUUACAAUUUUUGCUCAGGUGAUCCCAAUUUCAAUCACGUUUUACUUCGGUCUUUCUUGGAACAACACGAUGUCGGUCAAUGAAAGUUAUCUUCUCGUUUGUUCGAUGUUAUUUCUAAGCGCCCAGUUCUUAAAUACCCCUAUAGCCUCGUCCGUGCUGUCGAAAAUCACACCAGUAAAGAGCGCUUCAUUUUAUCAAAGUCUUACGUACACUGCAGUGCAUUUGGGAAUGUGUCUUAGUCGUCUUGCAGCGGGGGCAACGUUUGGUAAAAUGGCAAUGAUAUACACUAGUGCUGUUCUCGCAUUUUUUUGGUUAUUUGGAAUAUUAUGGUUGGGUUAUGAAUAUCGCAACUUUGCUCGACUUGUUACUAAUACUGAAGUUUGAAAAUAUCAGUACUGCAUGGAUACGGCUCUUGUCUUAGUACUCAUGGGAACUUGUUUUAGUACUGUGUACUGAGGAUCAGCAAGCUACAAGCUAUAACCAGAUGCAAUGCAGAAGCUGUGAAAAUCCUUGAUUUCAUUGGUCAAUAUAAGCAAUCCAAACUUUGUCUUCGCGUCCUAAACGGAGAUAAAAUUGUAAUGUAUAGCUGAGACUUGAAGUGUUAAUUAAAAGUACUGUACAUAACAAUAUUCAACUGUUCGAUCUCCAAAAGUGU
Messenger RNA from Paramuricea clavata, 2855 nucleotides. Lineage: Eukaryota; Metazoa; Cnidaria; Anthozoa; Malacalcyonacea; Plexauridae. The record is from the annotation of a GenBank genome assembly.